UUGCAAUUUGUGCUUGUUUUUAUUUUUUUGUCAUUUUUCUCCAUGCGGACAUGCCUCGCUGCUUCACCCGUGCCUGCACCCGGCAACGCAGGUGCGGUCUCGCCGGCGGGCAUGGGUGAGGCCAUGCCAUUGAAGGCAAGAAUAGAAGGGAAAGGUUUGAACCUGACCGAACCAAAUGCGAUAGUGGACGGAAGUGACAGAAUGAGAGACGUCCGUAACGAGACAAAGAUUGCCAAUGUGACGGGGGUGACACUCGACAAAGAAGAAAGAGAGAUGGUGGUUGAAGCUACUAAGAAGGCAGACAAGGUGCCCAAGAAUAAGACAAAGUGGCCGACGCAUCCCACGUUCGGUCAACGAAAAAUCGUAAAAACCACCCCGCAGCUGCGAGUGUACAUUGAGGAGAUGGCAUUGAACGAAGGAGGAGAGGGAGAUAGAGAGGGGAGAAAAGCACGGGAAGGAGGGGGUGCUGGCACAACGGAGGCGGGAGGAGGGGCAUUGCCAAGCGUAGAUAGACAAGGGGACCGGAAGGAAGAUGUUCAAGAGGGAACCGAGCAAGCGGCUAUGGUGGUCAUCGAGGAGCUGGAGCUGUCUGAGGAGGAGAAGAAAUGGAUAAACUUUCACAAAGUAUACUGGAAAGAUUUGUCUGGAAAGAUUGUAGACCAGAUAGUGAGCAUUUGUGUCGCAUGUAGCGACCCCACCCUCUUUCAUCGUGCAGUGCACGACAAAGAGCUGUGCGAGAGCCAAAGUUCGAGUCCAAGUCGUCGAGGUUUCGUCCAAUGUUCCAAUGAACAUUAUCCUCUCAAUAGAUGUGAGAAGAUUCAACGAGAUCUUCUUGCUAAACUUAAUGCCACAUCGAGAGAGGGGAAUGUAUUCUCGCAUGACGUGCAUCACCCCUGGCCGUUUCGCAUGCCCCAUCUUGUGAAGAUUCGAAAUGCGUACGUGUCAACUACCGGACACAUUUACAAUGACGAUAUGGUUUACGAUCCACGUGGCGGGUGCACACGAGCCGUCGACUCUGUCAUUCGACCUGAGCUGGCGAGAACUCGCCGGCACUUCAAGAAGGUGUUUGUCGCGGAUCACGUCUUUCCUGGCAUCCACCACGAGCUUGCAGAGAUGGCUGCUCAGCUGAUGAGCUACUACCCACAAUUAAUGGGGGACAAAUCGAUCAUGAUUCACACAACAGGGGAGGGGACGCCGCCACCAGGGGUGCCCAAGGAGGAGGGAGGAUGUUGGCCGAAGCAGUCUGCCAUACGCUUGAUCGACUUUCUGGGCUUCAAUGGUUCGAGGCUUGUGGCUGGUGAUGUGUAUGCCGACGAAGUCAUCGUAACACACAUGUACUGCUGGUUCAUGGACUGGACUUUCCGAAUUUAUGGCAAACGAUUAGGUAGAUUAAUGACUACCAUUGCAGCACAGGCAGCGCAACGUCCGCAGAAUCGAUCUGGAGAAGCGGAGACGAGUCAUGGCUCAGCAACCAGUAGUAGUUACCUCACUACGGGGGGCGGCAAAAUGGAGCAGAAGCCUGCAGGUCCAGGGGAUAACACAACUGCCAAUAGUACUAACAACACGGCAGCCGACAAAAAGGAGCCACCUUUUCUUCUUCCUGCAACGUCCGGUGGUAGUAAUUCCUCCGCUAUGAAAGAGGAAGUGGACCCCCUCCUUCCUCCUGUGGGCCAAGGGACGAUUCUUGUGAUUAAGCGCAGCGGUAGGCGAAGGAUCAAGAACCAUGACGAACUCGUUGACGCCUUGAGGAAGGCACUGGAUGAAGGAGGAGAAGAAGAAGGAACAGGAAGCGAUGGAGGUCAUGAAGAUCAUAUUAACGGUACCGGAAUCAUAAGAACGGAUAGGGAAAGGAGAGACGGGGGUAGCUCGCUGGCCUCAAAUGUCUCCUCCGCUUCCUCCUCUCCGUCCCCCUACUCCUCCUUCGGCCGUCGAAGAAUCUUGGAGAUUUAUGAUGAUAACCUUGUCAGGGAUAUGGGUGAAAUAUGGCGGCUUUUCAUGAGGGCCGAUAUUGUCAUAGCUCCGCAUGGUGCCGGUCUCACUAAUGCUCUUGCGAGUAGAGACGGCACAGCCAUCUAUGAAAUUCUCCUGCCCUUCCACCUUAACUGGGAAGGUUCUUCUCUUUGCUUGUGCUAUAGAGAUAUGUGCUCCAUCCUUGGUCUCCAUUACUAUAGUGAUCUACCGACGAAAAUCGAGCUGGACAGAUUUGAAUUCGAUGAGGAGCAAAGCAGGUGGGUACCCCAGCCCCUUGCGAUGAUCAUCGAUGUGCCUAAGACAAUUGCAAAUGUGAGGCAGAUAUUCAAAGAGAGGGGUUGGAAAUUCCCUUAAUUUCUGAAUUUCAAUGCAUCCCAUCAUCUCUAUUCACCUC
Messenger RNA from Chara braunii, 2365 nucleotides. The record is from the annotation of a GenBank genome assembly. Lineage: Eukaryota; Viridiplantae; Streptophyta; Charophyceae; Charales; Characeae.